Messenger RNA from Canis lupus familiaris (dog), 1513 nucleotides. It is a transcript of the gene OAS1, whose product is annotated as 2'-5'-oligoadenylate synthetase 1. The coding region runs from base 57 to 1124 and encodes 355 amino acids. The record is from RefSeq and is marked provisional. Gene Ontology annotation, molecular function: 2'-5'-oligoadenylate synthetase activity; double-stranded RNA binding. Gene Ontology annotation, biological process: regulation of ribonuclease activity; defense response to virus; negative regulation of viral genome replication. Gene Ontology annotation, cellular component: cytosol; nucleoplasm; membrane. NCBI's taxonomy places the organism in Eukaryota, Metazoa, Chordata, Mammalia, Carnivora, Canidae. The transcript has 5 exons.
UGUUCCAAGCUGCCAGUUCUGCAGCCACCGGCUCUCCUGCCCCUGUCCUGAGAAGCAUGCCCGAGCUCAAAGACACCCCCGCCAAGGAUCUGGACAGGUUCAUCGAAAACUAUCUCCUGCCAGACACACAGUUCCGCAGGCAGGUCAAAGAAGCCAUUCACAUCAUCUCCACUUUCCUGAAAGAGAGAUGUUUCCAAGGUGCAGCCCACCCUGUGCGGGUGUCUAAAGUUGUCAAGGGUGGCUCUUCAGGCAAAGGCACGACCCUCAGAGGCCGAUCAGAUGCCGACCUUGUGGUCUUUCUUAACAAUCUCAAGAGUUUUCAGGAGCAGCUCGAGAAACGAGGACAGUUCAUUUGGGAAAUUAAGAGGCAGCUGGAAGCCUGUCAAAGAGAAGAAACCUUUGAAGUGUACUUUGAGGUCCAGAGUCUGCAGUGGGAGAAGCCCCGCGCCCUCAGCUUUGUCCUCAAGUCCCCCCAGCUUGGUGAGGGGGUGGAGUUUGAUGUGCUGCCUGCCUUUGACGUCCUGGGUCAGUGGACCAAUAACCACAGACCCAACCCUGAAGUCUACAUCAAGCUAAUCCAAGAGUGUGAGAACCGGGGGACAGAAGGCGAGUUCUCCACCUGCUUCACGGAGCUGCAGCGAGACUUCCUGAGGCAGCGUCCAACCAAGGUGAAGAGUCUCAUUCGCCUCGUCAAGCACUGGUACCAAAAGUGUAAGCAGAAGCUUGGGAAGCCCCUGCCACCACAGUAUGCCCUGGAGCUCCUGACAGUCUAUGCCUGGGAGCGUGGAAACCACCAAACAGAAUUCAUCACAGCUCAGGGAUUUCAGACCGUCUUGAAAUUAGUCCUGAACUACCAGCAGCUUUGCAUCCACUGGACAAAGUAUUACAACUUUGAAACCCCGAUUAUCAAACAAUACCUGAUGAGGCAGCUUGCAAAACCCAGGCCUGUGAUUCUGGACCCUGCUGACCCGACGGGAAACGUGGCUGGUAGAGACACAUAUGGCUGGCAGCGGCUGGCACAGGAGGCCAGAGUCUGGCUGAGUUACCCAUGCUUUAAGAAAUGGGAUGGGUCUCCAGUGGGCUCCUGGGACGUGCUGGUAAAACCUGCUUCCUCCUUGAUGUAAUCCCCUAACCCCUCUACACAGCGUGGGGCAUGUGAGACUAAUGCAUUCUAACAUAACAGCAAAAAUUGUGGUCAUUAUCUAAGGUGUGCUGACCUCCUAUUAUGUUCUAAGUCCUGUGUGGAGCAUUUUGCAUGUUUUGUCUUGUCUCCAUCCUCACAUCAUGUCCUUUGAGACAGGCCCGUUCUCCCCUCCCCGUGUCACAGGUGAGGAAACAGGCUUAGAGAGGUCAAGUGACCUCUGUUUUUCCAAAGAAACAUUCUAUCCAAAAAAAAUUGCUCCUUGCCAGAAGUUACAUAUUCAUUGAGUUUCAGGAUAUGUUUCAUAAUUUCAGUCAUCUGGGACACAUUCAGAGAGUUCCUAGGAUUUGCAUACCCCUUCUCCGGAGUUCA